Molecule: messenger RNA, 863 nt
Organism: Vitrella brassicaformis
Lineage: Eukaryota; Vitrellaceae
Source: the annotation of a GenBank genome assembly
CUAGCAGCCGAACGUCUCCGGCGCCAAAAGCACGAACGUGUAGCCUUUCUGCCGACAGUUGUUACCGUAUUUGCGGUCCUUGUCGCGCUCUGCCCCCGCAGCCGCAGUGCCGCCCGGCUGCCGUGCGUGGCUGCGGUUGACUUGGGUGUGGUGAGGGGUGGAGCUCUCGGGCCGACAAGGGUGGACCACUGUGACAUCGCACAGGCCGCCCUCGCCGUCGACAGUAAAGAAGAGGUCCAUGCGCUGACUGUUGGGCUCGGCGUUGGGCGGGACGAUGUCGAGAGAGCGCAGGGGCACUUCCGUAGCAGCCGUAAUGCCCACCUCCACAAAGAUAGCGUUGAAUAUAUCGAGCAGAGUGUUGUGCUUAAACACGCGCUCCGCCGUCGCGCGGCUGUAGAGGAAAAAGUGGUCUCUGAGGGCGUCGAUGGCCACGCCGCAAGGGCAAGAGGACGCCAGGUUGGCGAGAGGGAAGGUGAGGCCGAAGGUGAGAGCGGUCGCGAGGCGGUAAGAGUAGUUGUUCAGGCACUUGCGCUUGUCACCUCGGGUGUAGGCGAGGAUAGCUGAUAGCCAGCCCGACGACAGAGGCCCCAGGCAGGUGAGAAAGCGGCAUCGGUCACGACUGCCAGCCGGAAAGGACUCGAACAGGGUGUUGAAGUCCUUCUCUGAGAGGGCCUCCGAGAGCUUCUGCUACAGUCGGGCUUGCGGGCGGGUGAUGAGCUGCUGGAUGGGAGGGAUGGCGACAGAGGGGAGAGAUGCAGAGAAGCCGGUGCGGGCGGAUGCUGCUGGGACGAGCCAUUCCAGCUGGAGAAGAGAGGCUUCUGACUCGGGCAUCCAGGGUUGCCCAUGAAAAUGGUCCCACACAU